This is a messenger RNA of Salmo salar (Atlantic salmon), 384 nucleotides long. NCBI's taxonomy places the organism in Eukaryota, Metazoa, Chordata, Actinopteri, Salmoniformes, Salmonidae. The record is from RefSeq and is a predicted model, not a curated record.
CAUUCCUUUGGUAUAUAAGCAGCUUGUUUUGUCUGGGGUUGUUCAGAGUUUGUGGUGUCCCCGUUGCUUUAUUGGGCCUUUUGUUGGUUGGCUAAAGAGACUAUCACCAUGGCGAUAUUGACCAUCAUUGUGCUUGUCAGCACAGCUUUUGCUCUGGGAGAUGCUAUGAUACGACCCUGUGAGGAUGCUAGAGAUGCCGCUAAACAUGGCCCACCUGGAGCCUACGUCCCCACGUGUGACGACAAUGGACAAUACACCCCUGAGCAAUGUUCGGGCUCUACAGGUUACUGUUGGUGUGUGACCAGCUACGGACAGAAGAUCCAGGGUACAGAGACCCCACCAGGCACUGCUAUCAACUGCUAGCAACUGUUCCCCCCAAGGUGU